AGCCAUUCUGCGAGGACAGAUCCUAGCACCUAUUCUGAAUGCCCAGCAGCUUCGCGACGAGGCGUUUGGGAAAUUCUGGGUUGCCUUUAGCUGUAUUUCUCUCCUUUUACCCUCCGUCCUUACCUUUUCAAAUGCAGGAAAAUAGAGAAAUAGAGAAUGUCAAAAUCAAUUGGGACUGACCAAUACCCCUAGCAAACCGGGAGGAAGCACAAGAGGCCCAAGAAACAACAGAAACACCUACAGCCUCAAACCAACCUCUAAUAACAACCAAGCCUACAGAAAUCCAAGGCUCCGCAGACCUAAUCCCACCAAUCCUUGCACAGGCAACUGGGCUCGUCUUAGAUGUCGGCCCAGGAACAGGAACCCAAAUGCCUCUUCUCAAAGCACCGGGCAUAAAAGCGAUUUACGGCGCGGAGCCGUGCGUAGGUCUCCAUGCGGAGCUACGAAAACGCGCUUUCGAUGAGGGCUUAGGUGAUAAGUAUACCAUCUUACCAUGCAGUGUUGUGAAGAAGGAGCUGGACAAGGAGUUGGAGAAAGUUGGGCUUUUGGAGGAUUCUUCUGCGGUGGAGAGGAAAGGGGUUUUCGAUACGAUAAUCACAGUCAGGGUUCUGUGUUCCGUGCCGGAGUUUGAGAAGACCGUUGAGGAAUUGUAUACGCUGCUCAAGCCUGGUGGGAAGAUGUUAGUUGUUGAGCAUGUUGUUAAUCCGUGGAGGACGCCGAAGGGGUCGAUUUUGGCGAGGGUGAUGCAGGGUGUUUAUCACUUUCUGGGGUGGAGGUGGGUCAUGGGAGAUUGCUGUUUGAAUCGGGAUACGGAAGGGGUUGUGAAAGGGGUUGCGGAUAGGGAUGGCGGUUGGGAGAGUGCGGAUGUGGAUAGGUGGUUUGAGACGACGUGUAUGGCGUAUAUUGCUGGUGUUUUUGUGAAGAAGGGAGGUUGAUGUCUUUCUAGAUUUGAGGAGUUUGAUUUUAUAUUAAGUACACUCAUUGAGCAGGGUCAUUUAGUCAUGAUAUCUAUGGGAAUAAAAAAUAUGGAACAUAGUAGGUCCUGCCAGCAGAACUAAACCAGGAGAAAUAAAUAUUAAGUUGGUUUUGGCCUUCCUGGCGGCCAGAAGUCGAAUAAGUCUAGCGCUUCUGAUGUCCACGGUCCCUGCUCAUCGUCUUUAUCCACAGAAGGGUUGAGCGGACUCGUUGUGGGCAAAGGUCGAGUAUGGAGACUGUUGAUGGUUGUAGGGUCUGAAUAUGAUUUGCGGAGGCCAGUUGAGCGGGGCCCUGCGAUUUUUUCUAGGAUUUUGGUGUUAUGUUGGCCGGUAGGUAGAUCGGAGCGUGAUAGCGGAAUAGUAUUAUUUGAAUUGUUAAGUUCUGGCGGGAGUUCAGUUGCAGCAGGGU
Molecule: messenger RNA, 1383 nt
Organism: Aspergillus versicolor CBS 583.65
Lineage: Eukaryota; Fungi; Ascomycota; Eurotiomycetes; Eurotiales; Aspergillaceae
Product: class I SAM-dependent methyltransferase
Exons: 1
Coding region: 369-935 (188 amino acids)
Source: RefSeq, a predicted model, not a curated record